Cercospora beticola is the source of this 1697-nucleotide messenger RNA. RefSeq names its product ADP-ribosylation factor GTPase-activating protein (gene GLO3). The record is from RefSeq and is a predicted model, not a curated record. Gene Ontology annotation, molecular function: GTPase activator activity. Gene Ontology annotation, biological process: COPI coating of Golgi vesicle. NCBI's taxonomy places the organism in Eukaryota, Fungi, Ascomycota, Dothideomycetes, Mycosphaerellales, Mycosphaerellaceae.
CGGAAAGUGCGUGCCACGUCUACAUAUCCCUUCGGACUGAACGCUGCCCAAUUUCUCCCACAACCUCACGCCGGCCACCACAAAUCGUUGCGUUGUUCACCUCCGCCUCCGGGCACCAGCUACAUCGCGCUAUCAUGUCUUUGGCACCCAAGACCGAAUCGCAUCGCAUCUUCGAGCAGCUCAAACGCCGCGCGCCCAACAAAAUCUGCUUUGACUGCGGCGGCAAGAAUCCUACAUGGUCGUCGGUGCCAUUCGGAAUCUAUCUGUGCCUCGACUGCUCCGCCCAUCACCGGAACUUGGGCGUGCACAUCUCCUUCGUCCGGUCCACCAACCUCGAUCAAUGGCAAUGGGACCAGCUGAGGCGCAUGAAAGUGGGAGGCAAUGAAUCUGCGAAGACCUUCUUUCAACGCAACGGAGGCUCGGCGGCGUUGAACAGCAAAGACCCAAAGACAAAGUACACCUCGAAUGCGGCAGUCAAGUACAAGGAGGAGCUUCAGCGACGAGUAGAGGCCGACCAGAAGAGAAACCCUGACGGGAUCGUGAUCGAGGAGGAGGCAGGCGAUGAAGGGCCAGAGAGCGGCACCAGCACACCCGCAAACGGAGAUGACGACUUUUUCAGCAGCUGGGACAAACCGGCGGUCAAGAGAAGCAGCAACCCACCAUCUCGAACGGGGACGCCGAGCCAAGCAGGUCGAGCAAGCCCGUUCUUGAACCCAGGAGCUGCCAACGGCAACGGCACUGCGAGACCCAAGAGCCCUCUCAAUCCCACAAAUGCAGAAGAUGCUAAGCCGGCGCCGAGCAGAGCUGUACCCAGUGCCGCGAGGAAGACUACAGUGGCAUCGAAGCCAAAGGCGAACAUUUUGGGUGCCAAAAAGACUAAGCUCGGAGCGAAGAAGGUCGACGCUGGAGCUCUAGACUUUGAUGAAGCUGAGAAGAAGGCCAAAGAAGAGGAAGAGAGAAAGGCAAAAUUGGGCUACGAUCCUGACGACGUUGAGACUCCUUCUGAAGCUGGAAUCGCUGCCAAGCAGCCUGGUGCUGAGACGAGCACGAUCCAUCAGCCUACACCUCUUAGCCCUGGGAGAAGUGGUAGCUACGGUAAUCCAAAGCCAAGGGAGAGGAGCGACAGCGAGAUGGAGCGACUAGGCAUGGGCGUUCGAAAGCUUGGAUUCGGAAUGGUUGGACAACAGAAGAAGCCCGCUGCCGCUGCUGGUGCGGCAAAGAUUGGUGGCUUUGGCUCAACAUCCCGAGCCGCUCCUGUUGAAGACGACAGCGAACGCUACGCCCGCGAUAAAUUCGGCGCCCAGAAAGGCAUCGGCUCCGACGAGUUCUUCGGCCGCGGCGCAUUCGACAGCAACGCCCAAAACGAAGCCAAGUCACGGUUGCAGAACUUCGAAGGGCAGACGUCGAUUUCUUCCAACGCGUACUUUGGCCGACCGGAAGAGGAAGGGCCAGAAGAGUAUGGGGAUCUGGAGGGCGCUGCGAAGGAUUUUGUUAGGAAAUUUGGCAUUCAGGCGGGUGAUGAUUUGGAGAAUGUUUCAGCAUUGCUUGGGGAGGCGGGCAGUAAGCUGCAGGGCGCUAUUAGGAGCUAUUUGAACUCUUAAAUUGGUUGGCGUGGAGUGGUGGUGACCAUGGGAAGGGUUCGUGAGCGACAGAGAGAGCGACUUAGAUUGUCUGGCUACUAUGUGUGGCUGUUGAGC